CUUUUUUAUCUGUCAUUACUUGAACUUGAAUCAAGGUGCUUGAAGGUUACUUCAGUUUCACGUGUGUGUGUGCUUGUCACCUAACGAUCAGAUUAUUCUUAUUCCUUGUUGCAAGAAUUAAUUCAGUUAGAGAAACACUAUCAUCAAGAAAACAACUGUUUCAGAAUCCAAAAGUCAAUAGAAUGGCAGUCAACACUGGAAAUCCAGAAUUGGAUAGGAAAGUUGAAGAUUGGCUGAAAUGGGACAAAAAUGAGAAGAACAAGGCUGAAAUCGAAGAACUCCUCAAGGUCAAUGAUGUGGAUACUCUUGUCAAGAUUUUUGAAAAACGCUUGGAAUUUGGAACAGCUGGAUUGAGAGGUGUUAUGGCUGCUGGUCCCAGCAGAAUGAAUGAUUUAACAGUAAUACAAGCCACCCAAGGUAUGGCUAAAUACCUUUUAGAAUGCUUUGAUGAUGUCAAAACUCAAGGCGUGGUGAUUGGUUAUGAUGGAAGGUACAACAGCAGCAGAUUUGCUAGUUUGGCUACACGGGCAUUUAUUACGAUGGGUAUACCCGUUCACCUCUUUUCUGCGCUAGUACCCACUCCCUAUAUCCCGUUCAGCGUAUGUCAGCUAAAAACUAAAGCAGGAAUCAUGAUUACUGCUUCACAUAAUCCGAAAGAAGAUAACGGAUACAAAGUUUAUUGGGAAAAUGGAGCACAGAUCAUUUCUCCUGACGACAAAAAUAUCCUUUUACGCAGUUUGGAUAAUUUGGCUCCAUGGGACGAAGCUUGGGACGAUUCCGUCAGAGAACAUGCAUUAGUCUCUGACCCUCUUGAAAAUAUAAACCAACUCUAUUUUGAUGUCCUUUCCAAGGAAUGUCUGCGAGAUGAACUCAACCAAAAAACCUCACUCAAGUUCACCUACACUCCUGUGCACGGUGUUGGGGCUCCAUAUGUAAAAAUGGCUUUCGAAACAUGCAAGUUUCAGCCAUAUAUUCCAGUUCAAGAGCAGAUCGAGCCUGACCCGGAAUUUUCAACUGUCAAAUUCCCAAACCCAGAAGAAGGCAAAUCGACUUUGAAUCUCGCCCUAGCUACGGCAGCACGCAACAACUCUACGGUGAUUUUAGCCAACGAUCCCGAUGCGGAUCGGCUGGCUGUUGCUGAAUUGCAACCAAAUGGAGAAUGGAAGGUCUUCUCGGGCAAUGAGUUGGGAGCCUUAUUGGGUUGGUGGAUGUGGACUCGAGCGGAGCAAAAAGGACAAAAUCCUACAACAGCAGCCAUGAUCGCGUCAACUGUUUCUUCCAAGAUACUUCAGACGAUGGCCGAACGUGAGGGAUUCUUGUUUGACGAAACUCUUACCGGGUUCAAGUGGAUGGCCAACCGUGGACUGCAAUUGCAGAAGGAAGGAUACCAAAUCCUGUUUGCCUUUGAGGAGGCUAUUGGAUUUAUGUGCGGCAUUCACGUUCCGGAUAAAGACGGCGUUUCAGCGGCUGCUCAUUUGUCCGAAAUGGCUGUCCAUUUGGAAAGCAAAGGCUCUACGCUUAACGGACAAUUGCAAGAGAUUUACCUCAAAUAUGGGCAUCACGUUUCUCUGGUAUCCUAUUACUUGUGCUACGAUCCAGUUGUAAUCAAUCGCAUCUUCGAGCGUCUUCGUAACUUUGAAAACGCACCAAAAACGUAUCCGAAAUCCUUAAUGGAAGGAAAGUAUGUCGUUAAAGGUGUCCGCGAUUUGACGAACGGAUUUGAUUCUCGUCAGCCCGAUGGCAAGGCUUUGCUUCCAACCUCAAGCUCCUCUCAAAUGAUCACAUUUUACUUCGAGAAUGGAUUGGAUGCAACCAUUCGUACAAGUGGCACUGAGCCUAAAAUCAAAUAUUACACUGAACUUCGCGCUCCACCCACUCAGAGUGAUCGUCAACAAGUCCAGGCAACUUUAGAUGAAAUGGUGCAGGCUCUAGUGGACGAAUUUCUUCAGCCGGCACUCAAUCACCUCACUCCCCGUCCAGAAUAAUCUCAUUCAUAAAAUGUAAUUCAGUGGGGCGGCACACUCAAUGGAAGCUACAUUCCAUCUGACGUGUAUUGAAAACGUAGUCAAUUCAAGUUUAGAAUGGUCUUUGGUUGCCGUUUGCUGAGUCUUUUUCUUCGAAGGUUUUUUUCUUUUUCGCCCUGCCUAAUGUUGUUCGGUGUGAGUCUCAGUGUUAAUCUCAUAUGGUUGUUGUUUGUUAUCAGUUGUAGAAGUUGGUUGUUAUUGCUACUCUGGAAAUUGUAGCACGAACAUUUGUUUGCCGACAUUAAACGGAUUCUCUUACUUGG
This is a messenger RNA of Daphnia pulicaria, 2287 nucleotides long. It is a transcript of the gene Pgm2a, whose product is annotated as phosphoglucomutase-2-like. The record is from RefSeq and is a predicted model, not a curated record. The coding region runs from base 183 to 1985 and encodes 600 amino acids. The transcript has 13 exons. Gene Ontology annotation, biological process: carbohydrate metabolic process; purine ribonucleoside salvage. NCBI's taxonomy places the organism in Eukaryota, Metazoa, Arthropoda, Branchiopoda, Diplostraca, Daphniidae. Gene Ontology annotation, molecular function: phosphopentomutase activity; magnesium ion binding.